AUGUGGCAUAGGUCUUCCAUUGCUGGUAGUCUGAGUCCCGCAUCACUUAUACUUGGCCCUCACGCUACUUUUCAUCAACAUUGUCUUGCCUUCCAACAGAGCGAGCCGGAAGCGCCUCUCUAUCAAGCUUCCGCCUCGGACACUCAAGUCACUGGACAGACGGACCCACGCCUCCUGCAAGAACAACUUCGCUUCUGCGGCAGCGUACUCAAACAGCUCAAACGCCUCAAAGACGCACGCCCCUUCCUCUCGCCAGUCGACCCAGUCAAACUCAAAAUCCCUACCUACUACGAUAUAGUCAAGCAGCCCAUGGACCUUUCGACCAUCGAGCUAAAGUGGCGCACGGCACAAUAUCCGACGCCGCAGGAGUUCGUGAAUGAUGUGAAGCUCAUGUUUGCAAAUUGUUACCUGUAUAAUGGACGUGCGUCGGUAACCGGGCAGAGUGGAGAGAGGCUGGAGGGGGCGUUUGAGAGGUUGAUAGAGAAGAUGCCUUUGCAGGGCCUUCUCGAACUCAACUCACCCAUCGAUCGCGAGGGAAGCAGCGACAGCCUCAACCUCGCCAGCGCCGCGGCCCCGCAGUCCAGCGCAUCCCACCCGGACCUUGAACUCAAAUUUUGCAACGACGUCCUGAAAGAGCUCUGCAAGAAAACCCGCGCGACGUACAAUUGGCCGUUCCUGCAACCCGUCGACCCGGACGCGCUGGGCAUCCCCCACUACCGCACUGUAGUCACCCACCCCAUGGAUCUGUCCACCAUCCGGCGCAAGCUGGAGACCGGAUCGUACGCCGACGCGGACGCGUUUGCCGGCGACGUGAGGUUGAUGUUGAGGAACUGUUUUGUUUUUAACCCCGUCGGACAUGAUAUCCAUACGCAUGGGAAGAAGUUGGAGGAAGUGUUUGAGAGGAAAUGGGCGGCGAAGGACGCGAUCGGCAUCAUCCAAGACAAGCGGGCGCGCAAAAAGGCCAAGCGUAAGUCGAUGUCGCAUCACCACCAACAGCAGCACGCACAACAACCUCAGCAUCAAUACCACGCCGCAACCGUCUCCCCCGGCCCCAGCGCCUCCGCCGCGGGACCUAAGAGACGCAAGCAGAUGAAAGCGAAGGAGACCUUCCAUCCAUAUAAGCGCAAAGCAGCGACCGCCGCGCCUCGAGGGGGCAGGAAGGGGAAGGCGAAGGGUGAGGAGGGGAUGCAGCCGCUUUCGUGGGCAGAGAAAGAGGAACUCAGCGAGUUGGUUGGAGAGUUGACGGCGGAGAAGAUCGAAACCGUCAUGGAUAUAAUCAGAGCGGGGUCAGGGCUACCAGAGACGAGCGAUGCGGGAGAAAUCGAGUUGGAUAUUGAAGUUCUGGAUCUUCCGACCCAACGGCGGUUGUUCAAUUUUGUCAAAGGAAGUGUGGCUGCGUCGCACUCCGCCCACGCAUCGCAGCCACCAGCCGCCAAACCAAGUAAGCAUCUUGGCUUUCAGUGA
Fimicolochytrium jonesii is the source of this 1464-nucleotide messenger RNA. Its product is annotated as Bromodomain-containing protein. Gene Ontology annotation, biological process: chromatin remodeling; regulation of DNA-templated transcription. Lineage: Eukaryota; Fungi; Chytridiomycota; Chytridiomycetes; Spizellomycetales; Powellomycetaceae. The transcript has 4 exons. The record is from RefSeq and is a predicted model, not a curated record. Bases 1 to 1464 code for a protein of 487 amino acids. Gene Ontology annotation, cellular component: nucleus; chromatin.